UGAGCUCGAAGCCGUCGGAGUGGAGGGGUACACCAGUGCCGUACUGGAUUCCGAUCCGAUCCGGUGCGUCCACCUACUACUCCGAUCGAUCCGCGCCCACCCGUCGCGUUCGUGUCGCGGUGGUUGGUGGCGGAACGGCGCACGCUCACCGGCACCGGCCCUCCUCCCUAUUUCUUCCUCCCUCCCUCCGCCCCACCCGCGUCGAGUCCACGCCACCAACCGCGGCCGAGCCAGACCAACCCUCCCUUACGCGCCCCGCCACCAACCCACCACCCCGCCCCGGCAAUGGCGGCCAGGGCCGCGGCCACCGUCUCGCUCGACCUCGCCGCCCCCGCCCCGGGGUCUCUCUCGCGCCGCCACCGCCCGGGCUCCGCGCGCCCGCCCGCGCGCCACGCCGCCGCAGCAUCCGGGCUGCGGAUGCGCGGGCGCGGGGCGGUCGCGGCGGCGGCGGCGGCGGCGGCCGCCCCGGCGAAGGCCGGCGCGGAGGAGAUCGUGCUGCAGCCCAUCCGGGAGAUCUCCGGCACCGUGAAGCUGCCGGGGUCCAAGUCGCUCUCCAACCGGAUCCUCCUGCUCUCCGCGCUGUCCGAGGGGACGACAGUGGUUGAUAACCUGUUGGAUAGCGAGGAUGUCCACUACAUGCUCGGGGCCUUGAAGGCCCUCGGGCUCUCUGUUGAGGCGGACAAAGCUGCCAAAAGGGCUGUAGUUGCUGGCUGUGGAGGCAAGUUCCCAGUUGAGAAGGAUGCCAAAGAGGAAGUGCAGCUCUUCCUGGGGAACGCUGGAACUGCAAUGCGGCCAUUGACAGCAGCUGUGACUGCUGCUGGUGGAAAUGCAACUUAUGUCCUUGAUGGGGUACCGAGAAUGAGGGAGAGACCCAUUGGCGACUUGGUUGUCGGAUUGAAACAACUGGGUGCGGAUGUUGAUUGUUUCCUUGGCACUGACUGCCCACCUGUUCGUAUCAAGGGAAUUGGAGGGCUACCUGGCGGCAAGGUUAAGCUGUCAGGCUCCAUCAGCAGUCAAUACUUGAGUGCCUUGUUGAUGGCUGCUCCUUUAGCUCUUGGGGACGUGGAGAUUGAAAUCAUUGAUAAGCUAAUCUCCAUUCCCUAUGUUGAAAUGACAUUGAGAUUGAUGGAGCGUUUUGGCGUGAAAGCAGAGCAUUCUGAUAGCUGGGACAGGUUCUACAUCAAGGGAGGUCAAAAGUACAAGUCCCCUAAAAAUGCAUAUGUGGAAGGUGAUGCCUCAAGUGCAAGCUAUUUCUUGGCUGGUGCUGCAAUUACUGGAGGGACUGUGACUGUUGAAGGGUGUGGCACCACCAGUCUGCAGGGUGAUGUUAAAUUUGCUGAGGUACUGGAGAUGAUGGGAGCGAAGGUUACAUGGACCGAGACAAGUGUAACUGUUACUGGUCCACCGCGGGAGCCUUUUGGGAGGAAACACCUUAAAGCCAUUGAUGUCAACAUGAACAAAAUGCCUGAUGUUGCCAUGACUCUUGCUGUGGUUGCUCUAUUUGCUGAUGGCCCAACUGCUAUUAGAGAUGUGGCUUCCUGGAGAGUGAAGGAGACCGAGAGGAUGGUUGCGAUCCGGACUGAGCUAACUAAGCUCGGUGCAUCAGUUGAGGAAGGUCCGGACUACUGCAUCAUAACGCCACCGGAGAAGCUGAACAUAACGGCAAUCGACACCUACGACGACCACAGGAUGGCCAUGGCCUUCUCCCUCGCGGCCUGCGCCGAGGUGCCUGUCACGAUCAGGGACCCCGGGUGCACCCGCAAGACCUUCCCUAACUACUUCGAUGUUCUGAGCACAUUUGUCAAGAACUGAGUGCGAUUCUACGGUAGCCGGAUUGAAGUGAUGUUGCUAGGGAUUUGCUGAGAAAAUACAUUUUUCUUUUCCUGUUCGUUUUCUCUUUCACGAGAUAAGUUUUGAGUCUGUAAUAUUAGCUUGUAGCAUUUUUCUAUGGAAAAAGUCUCGAGAUGUAUUGUACACUAAGGUUCGUUUCCAGAGUGGAUCAUUAGAAUAAGAAUAAAUUACGUUUCCGUGGUUAACUGUC
Panicum hallii is the source of this 2041-nucleotide messenger RNA. Its product is annotated as 3-phosphoshikimate 1-carboxyvinyltransferase 2-like. Gene Ontology annotation, molecular function: 3-phosphoshikimate 1-carboxyvinyltransferase activity. The record is from RefSeq and is a predicted model, not a curated record. The transcript has 8 exons. Gene Ontology annotation, biological process: aromatic amino acid biosynthetic process; chorismate biosynthetic process. NCBI's taxonomy places the organism in Eukaryota, Viridiplantae, Streptophyta, Magnoliopsida, Poales, Poaceae. Bases 286 to 1812 code for a protein of 508 amino acids.